This is a messenger RNA of Anopheles arabiensis, 1658 nucleotides long. It is a transcript of the gene Polr3C, whose product is annotated as DNA-directed RNA polymerase III subunit RPC3. The coding region runs from base 113 to 1633 and encodes 506 amino acids. The record is from RefSeq and is a predicted model, not a curated record. Gene Ontology annotation, biological process: DNA-templated transcription. The transcript has 2 exons. Gene Ontology annotation, molecular function: single-stranded DNA binding. Lineage: Eukaryota; Metazoa; Arthropoda; Insecta; Diptera; Culicidae. Gene Ontology annotation, cellular component: RNA polymerase III complex.
UUCUGGCUGACAGCUGUCAAAAGGCGCAGCCGGCUGUAGGAAACGUAAACAACGGCAAGCACCGGAUGCCGGAAGCGUGGUUGUUGCAGUGAAUUCGAAUGAAAAAUAAAAAAUGUCCAUUCAGCUAGGAAAGCUAUGUUCACGUAUUAUCGAGCAGCACUUUGGGGAAGUGGUGCGAACGGUGGUAGACGAUCUGUUCGCAUCGAUCGCGAAACCCUUGUCGCAAAUAAUACGAUCGACCGGAUUGACCAAAUCAGAGGUAUGCAAAUCGUUAGCCAUUCUGAUCAAGUUCAAUAUGGUAGGAUUCUCGCUAAACAAAGCCCGCACCGGGUACGAGUAUCGGCUGCUUUACGAUCGCAUAGUGAUGGUAUUGCGCUAUCCCCGCUACGUGCACCUGAUACAGACAAAGUUCGGCCACGAAUCGGCCGUCCUGAUGGAGGAACUACUCCGCUCGGGUACCCAGUGCGCCUCGUACAUCAUCGUCAAGUCAAUGUCGAACGUGGACGGCAAGGAUAACAACACGCUAGCCUUGCUGAGGGACAAAUUCGCAGACCUGGCGCAAGAAAACUACAUAACCCGUGCACCGGAACCGAAACCGUCCGACGGUGGUGCCGACCUGAUGGAGCUGUGCCACGACAUUCCCAAUCCCUUCCUAAUGCCGGAGCUGGAUUUGCGCGUACUGAAGGAACUGCACGAAGGCAAAGCGGUCAAGGUGCCGGACGAGGACGUGCACUGGGUGGUGAACGUGGAGCAGUUUCACAUCGACUUCCGCAACACGAUCAUGGUGACCGCGAUCGAGCGGUUGAUCGAUAGCAAUGCGGGCGAAUGCAUGAAGUACCUGCUGCAGCUGAUGCGCGAACGCACCAACCCGUGGGAAGCGGUGUCGAACCCGAUUGCGCUGGUGGAUCUGCGGCAGCGCUGCGAACGAAAGUCGCAGAACGUGGAAAUGCUGCGCUAUCUCGACCAGUACAUCUCGGUGAUGGAGUCGAACGACUAUCUGUCCAAGUUCGACACCAAGGGCGGCGGCCAGUUUACCGUGAACGUGAAGCGCAUCUUCGAGCAGCUGACGUGGGCCUGCAUCGAGAACAUUAUCGUGGAAAAGUAUGGCUCGAAGGCGGCCCGCAUCUUUCGGGUCGUGCGCAUGAAGAAGUACGUGGAGCAGGAGGACAUUCAGAAGGAAGCGAUGGUGCCGGCGAAGGACGCAAAGCUGCUGACGUACAAGCUGCUGGAGGAGAACUUUUUGCAGAUUCAAACGUUCCGCAAACCGGGCGGUGGAAAUUCCGGUGCACCGAAGUCGUUCUUCUUGUUCUACGUCAAUCAGCCGCAGAUUGUGUCGAUGCUGCUGGAGCUCAGCUACAAGGCGCUGUACAACUCGAUCACGCGCCUCACGCACGAUAAGACGGUCAACAAGCGGUUGAUCGAAAAGAGCCAGCGGUUGGAGAGUAUUGUUGAGACGAUGAAGGAACGGGGCGAGUCGGAAGCGUACAUUAACGAGAUCCUGGAGACGCUCACACCGCCGGAGCAGGAAAUAUUGGCCAAGGUGAAGCUGCGCGUGAAAAGUCUGUACAGCGCGGAGAUCGGAAUCGACGAAACCAUCUUCAUGCUGAAACUGUACCAGGAAUAUCAGAAAUAAAUACCGAAUCGUAACAAAAGAGUAA